CAUUAUAGUGUGACGUCGGGUUAUCUCAAUAACAAUAGGCAUUAUUUCCACAGCACAUACACAAUCACUUGAAGCUUUUCCGACCUAUAGGGAUAAAAGGCAAGCAAUGAAAUCAAUAACGUAUAUGGGCGCUCAUAUGACAGUGUAGAAUCAGCACUGCGGCAACCGGUAUUGCACAAUACUGUAUAGUGACUAGAUUUCGGGUAUCCAUACCCAUUCCAAACUGGAAGCUGGCUCAAGGAUGUUUUUAAAUUUUUAAAUAUAGGCCUAUCUUGUUAAAAGCUAAUAAGCGAAAGGAUAUUGUGGAUAAGCAUCCUCGGAUUCAUCGGUCGAGAUGAUCGUCUUCAUAAUUUACAAAGUUUUGUAUUCUAAAAUGUGUGAACAUACAGCUCGCAUGCAUAUCAGAAGGACUACAUAAUUAUGCAUAGGACAUCAGUGCAUAUUCGCGUUUGUUCAGUAUAAGAUAUUCGGCUGUGCGAAAUAAUAACGAAAAAAAAAAAACACUUUCUCGUGUCGUCUAUAAUUAUGUUUACUUUAAUAUCUUAUGUACCUCUUUGGAAAUCUUUGGUGACUGGCUUUUGAUUUUCCAACCAUUUCCAACAAUCAUCGUUUAAGAAUGCAGAGUAGGAAAACAGCGACGGUCUUCAAAGGCAGGAUUCUUAACCAGGAAGCCUGGAAAACAAUAAUCCUACAAUGUAGUAGCAUCGUAAUUUUAUCAACUUUGCUUAGUCACUGUGAAGCCCAAUGUGAAAGCCGGACUGUAAGCCUUGUAGCUUCGAACGACACUCAGACAAUCUUCUCUCCAAACCAUCCCAACUCGUACCCCGAGGACACCUCCUGCUCUUGGCUCAUCAGUAGCCCAAUGCCUGCAGGAAGGAUACAGCUAGAAGUGGUGUACAAGGACUUUUCUUGCUGCUGUGCAAAUGAUCGUUUAGUGAUACAAGAUGGUACAAAUUCAUCUGCCAGAAUCAUCGCCUACCUGUGCUCUGAGCUGAACCCGAUCACGAUAACAAGCAGUGGACCAAACAUAUAUGGAGAGUUUAUGAGUGAUAGCGAUGGACAAACAGGAUUUGGAUAUACUCUGAAUUUUACCCAUUUUGAUUCGAAUUACUGUCCUCCCGGCUGGAUUGAAAGGUCUGGCUACUGCUAUAAAUUAUACGAUCCGUUACCAUGGCAACAAUCAAUAUUACGCUGUGGAUUCGAUGGUGGAUUCCUCUCCUCUGUCGUCGAUAAAGACGAAAACAAUUUUAUUGUGGAUUCUUUUCAAAACGAGACAGCAUCACUCGUGUGGUUGGGUUUGAACAGUGAUUGGCAAUGGCUAGAUGGUUUGAGUCCUUUGUUUUACAACUUUGAUAAUAGGUCUGGAGAAACCUCGGGUUGUUCAGCAAUUGACAUAAACGGAAAUGGACGGUGGCAACUUGCAAACUGCGACGAACAAUUAAAGUUCAUCUGCAAGAAGACGAAGGAUGGGUCCGGAGGCAGAUACUGGGCCGAGUUUCUCAUUGGUGACGACGAUGCAUCAACAAAUAUAUUUUCUACCGCUGUCGCUGUUAUUAUCGGAAUCGGCGUCGUCUUUUGUUGUACACGAAGGCGGUCCAACAACAACAACAACAACAACUGUCAGUGUGGGAGUUGCAUUGGUGAAAUAGCAUCAUGUAUAAGGAAUGUGGUGGCUAGGAUCUUUGAGCGCAUUUCCAGGGGUAUCUCUGCCUUAGGGCGUGCGCUGCUGUUCGUCGUAUCCUGCAAAUGUCUCAGGGGUGUGGCGCGUAGUGAGGAAACGGGGACAGGCGAGGCGCCAUCGGAACAAAAUCCUCAAACCUAUCAACAAGAGGUAUCGUUAGAAGGAACACCUUCAGUCACGCGGGGUUCGGAGCGAUCUGGAGGCACGGAUCCCCAGUCACCGCCAGCGUAUGGGGAUAUUUCCUCAGUGCCCCCGCCUCCGUCAUACAGCGAAGCUUUGGAUCCGCAAUUUAACUUUCGGACAAACUCUACAUCACCAACGAACGUCAGAGAAACGAUAGCAGCGCCUUCUUACGAAUCGAUUGUUGGGUCUGUCGGGAAUGUUGAUGCGUCAGUAUAUGUUGUUUUAUAGUCGGCCGGUAUGUUCAGCCUAGGAUCCAAUACGAUGUUGUAUGACCUCAUGGACACAUUUCCUCCAUAAUCACACAGUAAAAAAAAAACGCUGCUUAUUAUUAUUAUUUACUUACAUAACUCGGAUUAUGAAUCUUUAUACAGUAGCUUAAAAAGAUAUAAAAAUCACUGUUUAGAAUUUUACACAACAAAGUUUAAAUUUCAAUAUUCAAUUCUAAAAAAAAUUAAGCAAUGUUGUUUCAACUGUUUAUCAACUACUGUAAGGUUUCAUAAUAGCACAGACCUAAGAAGGUCCGUGAUAAUAGUUAACAGCGUUGCAUAACAUUUUAUUACUGUGCAGGGCCAGUGCCGACUGCCACGCAUAAUGGUGUACCACCUUUCAUUAUUAUGCACAUAUAACGGUGCACCCCAUGGGACUUUUAGGAAAGACGUUAUGAGAAAAUAGGAUUUUUUUAAAAGCAAGAUACUGAAACAGAGUAAAAAUACUCGAAAAUUUUACAUCAUUCUUCUAUAAUCUCCUUAUUUCUAGUAAUACGAGAUGCUUUUAUUAGUUUCGUUUAACUCUUUGAAGUUAAUUUACCCUGAAUUGAUAAUAAUGACAUAUUUUAACAUUGGCUUUAAUCCUUAUCCCACCAUAUUUUAAACUAGGAUUAGUAUUAUUCUAUAGAUAUUAUUCAAGAAUUACUAUUGCAGUUUGCUGCAUAGGCCUACUCUAUAGUACAAAGGUGAUGGAAAUAUGUGGUCGGUGCAAGGAAUCUUGUACAUUAUUUUGCAACGGUAAAGUGCACAGUGUUUAUAUUGCAGAUGACAUAAUUCUCAUUAUGACAAAUUGUGAUGGCCUAAUAAUUUUCACUGUUAAACAAGAAAUAAACACGACUUCAAUAUUAGUGUGCCAAGUUUAAUCAUUCAAACAACUGAACAGUACUAUGUCCUUAUCAAUUACGCAAAAAGAUAAAACAAAUUUUGGAUUUAAGUCAGAUAAUUUUUUUUUCAAGCAUAUUAUAUUUCCUUAGAAUUAUUAUUUAUGAAUGAAAUGUUUGCCCCUUGAUUAGUCUUAAAAAUUGUACUUUCGGUCCUUUAUUUUACCAACACAGUUAUCGUUUUCAUUUGCCCGAUGCAUUUUUUUUCGUUUGAAUUCAUUCGAAAUACGAGAUUCUUUAUGAAAAUAGGAUAAUGUAUUUUCCCAUUUCUAUCAUUGUAAUAAGUUGUGAAAUAAAUCUUGUAUCUUAUGCAUGCUGAUGGAGAUUCUUAUGAUUACCAAUAUCCAAAUUAGGGCCCAGCUUCAUAGGCUUACAUUAAAAUGGAAACAGUGAUAACAUUUAUUAAGCUUUUCUUGGGCAGCACACCACGUACAAUUUGUUCGGAAUCUAUAAAAAACAUUGGAAAUUUUCGAUUAUUCUAAAGGUCCACUAUUUGAUCCUUACCAAGUCAUUAAUCAAAAAUAACUCUUAUCUGCCAUUCCACAUGAAAACAAAUAAUUCACUCGUAUUUCACUGUGCUAGGCCUAUAUUUUUUGUAUUCAAAUAUAUAAUUCAAAUGAAUUUUAUUUCUUAGAA
Molecule: messenger RNA, 3647 nt
Organism: Lytechinus pictus (painted urchin)
Lineage: Eukaryota; Metazoa; Echinodermata; Echinoidea; Temnopleuroida; Toxopneustidae
Exons: 8
Coding region: 617-2092 (491 amino acids)
Source: RefSeq, a predicted model, not a curated record